AUGGUUCAACUCAAGCCAUUGCUGAAUGACUUCAUGCGUUGUACUGUCAAAGAUGGGGCUUCUUGUUCCUUUUGGUAUGACACAUGGACCUUGCUAGGACCCCUGAUCUCUGUCAUUGGUGAAAGUGGACCUCGUAUGUUGAGAAUAUGCAAUAACGCUUCGGUCUCGAAGGCUGUAAGAGAAGGUUCUUGGUAUCUACCGUCGGCGCGUUCUCCUGCAAGCCAGACCUUGCAUAUUGUCCUCACCACAAUGAAACCUCCAUCAUCGAACAACUGUGCUGACCAGUAUCUAUGGCGGAAACAAGAUGGGAGCUUCAGACCAAUUUUCUCUUCCAAGACAACUUGGGAGCAUAUCAGACAGCCCUCCCCGACUGUUAUUGGGCUAAGGAAGCUUCCCACACGUGAUCGACUAAGAAGAUGGGGACUCAUCGUUCCACAUGACUGUGUUCUUUGCUCCUCAGGCAUUGAAACACACCACCACCUCUUUUUUGAAUGUCCUUAUUCUUCUAGUACUUGGAAGCAUUUCGCUCAGGCCAUCUUACCUGCAACUCCUCUCGACAUUCACUCCGCAGCUGCUAUGAUCUCUCGCCUCCACCAUCCCUCCCACGCUCCACCUGUCAUCAAGCUUAUCUUCCAAUCCGCCAUCUACCUCAUUUGGAGAGAACGUAACGCUUGUGUCUUCACUUCAGUCUCCACCUCUGCUGAUGGACUCUGUCGUGCUCUUGACCGCUUGAUUCGGGACCGGCUUCUCUCUUAUCCAUCGCCAGACUCUUCUCCGUCACUGCUGCAGUUCUAUUUCUCGUGCAUUAGGCCUCUUUGA
Molecule: messenger RNA, 819 nt
Organism: Brassica oleracea var. oleracea
Lineage: Eukaryota; Viridiplantae; Streptophyta; Magnoliopsida; Brassicales; Brassicaceae
Exons: 2
Coding region: 1-819 (272 amino acids)
Source: RefSeq, a predicted model, not a curated record